Molecule: messenger RNA, 850 nt
Organism: Papaver somniferum (opium poppy)
Lineage: Eukaryota; Viridiplantae; Streptophyta; Magnoliopsida; Ranunculales; Papaveraceae
Exons: 2
Coding region: 82-756 (224 amino acids)
Source: RefSeq, a predicted model, not a curated record
UUCUGCAGAUUGAGCUUCAGAACGUGAAGAGGGGAGUAGGUGAAGUACGAAUUUUGUUGGAAGGAAGUCAAAUUGAAAUUGAUGUCAUUCAAAAAUAAGGCCCUUUGGGCUGAAAAGGACAAUGGAGGUUUACCUGAUGAUCAGGUAGCCUAUGACAAUCCUUCCAAAAUAGAAUCCAAGCGCCAAUAUAAUUGGCUUUUCGAUCCUACGGAAGCGGAUCUCUUUCCAAGUAAGAAGCAGACUAUAGAUACAACAGACAGCAGAUUGUAUCCAGGAGUUUUGACUGCAAAUGUUCCUCCUUGGGAAAAUGGUACCAAUUUUGAACCAGGAACUGGCCAGCAAUUCAAUGACCGAGUGUUUGGUUCGGAACCUGCUAGGGAUGUCAGCUUUGAUGAAAGCAAUGUGCAUUCAACUGGUUCAGAUAACCUAAAUAUGGGAAGAAGUGUGGAGGAUCCAUUCAGAAAUGAUGCUUCUGUUGCUUUGUCCAUGUCCCAGGAUUAUAAUGCUUCUUCACUUAACUAUGGUGGAAUUAGAAGAGUUAAAAUUAACCAGGUACGAGACUCAGAAAGUGGUGUUUCUAUCUCCAUGGGACACAACUACCAGGUCAAUGAAUCUGGCGAUGGGAUGCCCUUAUCAAUGGUUCAUGCCUAUCUUCACAAGGAUGAUAGCAUCUCUGUGCCUCCACCUGAGAGUUAUCAGACGAAGGAGUCCACCAAUGAUAUUCCUAUAUCCAUGUACCAUUCGAUGUCUCACUAAAUACAUGAUACUAGUGGAGUGUGGAACAAGAGACGCAGAUGCCAAGAAUGAGAUGAUGUUGAGAUGACAUUGCAGCUAUUGAAUGAAUAUGAUG